AUGUUCUCUCCGAAAUUUGAUGAAAACAAAUUGAAGACGAAUUUACGUAUUUGUGUUGUCAGAAUGAAAAAUCUUUAUUCAAAGAAAAAUGAGCUUAAUGUCCGAGCUCGUCGGGAGUUAGCCGAGUAUCUCAGGAAUAAAAAGAUCGAUCGUGCCCGUAUUCGUGUAGAGCAAAUUGUUCGAGAGGAUUAUUUACUUGAAGUUUUGGAAAUGAUCGAAAUAUAUUGUGAAUUACUUAUCACGCGUAUGAAUCUUAUUACAUCCACUGUGGAAUGCGAUCCUGGUCUUAGGGAAGCGAUUGCCACUAUUAUUUGGUGUGCUCCGCGUCUGUCUUAUGAUUGUCAGGAACUGCUUGUUAUUAAGAAUCAGUUUAUGAUCAAAUACGGAAAGGAGUUUUGCCAAGCCUGCUUGUCAAACUCUAAUCACGAUGUCAACCCCAAGGUUAUGCAAAAGCUCAAUGUUAAGGCACCUCCAGCUAAUUUAUGCGAAGCCUACUUGGUUGAAAUCGCGAAAAGCUAUGAUGUUGAAUUCACACCUGAUGAAAAUCUCCUUCAUAACCAACCCCAGUUGAUAGACCUUGGCGAGCCACCAGAAUUACCCAAUUACAAUUUCCUAAACAACGAUUUUCUCAAUCCUACUCCUAUUGAUAAGGGCGUCCCCUACCCACCUCCAAUUGAUCAUAAAGAUGAUUGCAAUGCAAGAAUCCCCCCUCUUCCUUCUCAAGCUGACUCCAAUUAUAAUGAUUCAUUCAAUCCUGGCGCUCCUCCGCCUUAUCCCAAAAUGGAUUCUCCUUCAUCCAAAAAGGCUGGUGGGAGCAGUAGUCCAAGCAGUGUUGAGGAAGGUGGAAGUAACUACAAGAAUGAUGAACUCCCAACCGCGCCUCCUACUACCAGUGAUGUUGAUUUCGAUGCCCUUGCGGCUCGAUUUAACAACCUACGUCGCCACAACGAAUAA
This is a messenger RNA of Rodentolepis nana, 954 nucleotides long. The record is from the annotation of a GenBank genome assembly. Lineage: Eukaryota; Metazoa; Platyhelminthes; Cestoda; Cyclophyllidea; Hymenolepididae.